CAAGCGGCGAGAGCGGGACGGGGCAGAGCAAGAGCUAGGGAUAACCCUCGCCCACCAUGGCGACGCCCGGCGAGCAGCAGGCACCGGCUGCGGCGGAGUAGGUCGUGUCCGUCGAGAUGCCUGCACCCGACGGGUGGACCAAGAAGUUUACUCCCCAGAGAGGGGGAAGAUCCGAGAUUGUUUUUGUUUCGCCAACUGGCGAGGAAAUUAAGAACAAGAGGCAACUAAGCCAAUACCUAAAGGCACACCCUGGAGGCCCUGCUGCUUCAGAUUUUGAUUGGGGAACUGGUGAUACCCCAAGGCGUUCUGCUCGCAUUAGCGAGAAAGUCAAGGUUUUUGAUAGCCCAGAGGGCGAGAAGAUCCCGAAACGCAGCAGGAACUCCAGUGGUAGGAAGGGUAGGCAGGGAAAGAAGGAAGCCCCUGAAACUGAAGAAGCCAAAGAUGCUGAAACCGGCCAGGACGCCCCAAGUGAAGAUGGCACAAAGGAGACUGACGUGGAGAUGAAGCCUGCUGAAGAGGCGAAGGAAGCUCCUACUGAAACUGAUGACGCUGAGAAGGCUGCAGACAAGGCGGACGAUACUCCUGCUCCGGCGCCAAUGGAAGAAGAUGAGAAAGAAACUGAGAAACCAGCUGAAGCUGUUGUAGCUCCUCUUGCGCAAUCGGAGGAGAAGAAAGAAGAUGCCAAGCCAGAUGAGCCUGAAGCUGUGGCUCCAGCUCCAGUAAGCAACCCAACUGAGAACUCAGCCCCUGCUCCUGCCGAGCCUGCUGCUGUUCCUGCCCCAGUGCCUGAGACCGAAUCAGUUGCCGAGCCUGCUGCUGUUCUCGCCCCAGCGCCUGAAACCAAACCAGAUGCCAAGCCUGCUGCUGUUCCUGCCCCAGCGCCUGAAAACAAACCAGAUGCCGAGCCUGCUGCUGCUGCUGCUCCAGUGCCUGACACCAAAUCAGUUGCUGAGCCUGCUGCUGCUCCAGCGCCUGACACCAAAUCAGUUGCUGAACCUGCUGCUGCUGCUCCAGUGCCCGAGACCAAACUAGUUGCUGAAUCUGCUGCUGAUGCUGUUGCUGCUCCGGCGCCUGAAACCAAAUCAGAUGCCGAGCCUGCUGCUGCUCCAGUGCCCGAGACCAAACCAGUUGCUGAAUCUGCUGCUGAUGCUGUUGCUGCUCCAGCGCCUGAAACCAAAUCAGAUGCCGAGCCUGCUGCUGCCGCUGAUCCAGCACCUGAAAUCAAAUCAGAUGCUGCCGCCGCUGAUCCAGCACCCGGGACCAAGGCAGAUGCUGCCGCCACUGAUGCCGCGCCUGGAGCCGAGCCAGACGCCGCUCCACUAGAGAACACCGCUGCCGACAAAGGCGGAAGCGAGGAGAGCAGCCAGCCCGUGAACAACGUGAACAACGGGCACUCAACGUGAAGUGCAUCUGAGGCCGGAACGGAACACCCCUUCCAGCACCGUGUAUCUCAUGUAGGAACAAACAUUUGCAUUCGCAUUGUAAUCUGAUGGAUCGGUAAGCAUGUUGAUUAGUCAGUCUGACGCUGCUGGGUGACAUGUUGGUAAUUAGGCUCUGCAUUUGAGCUCUUUUUUUUUGUAUGGCUGCUGUCGCCGCCGUACAUGUAUCCUGUAUCCACCACCAUCAUCAUCCCCUUGGACUAUUGGUUGUGUUGUACCUAACUGCGUAAGCAUAUUAUUAUCAAUGUUAGGCCA
Molecule: messenger RNA, 1694 nt
Organism: Zea mays
Lineage: Eukaryota; Viridiplantae; Streptophyta; Magnoliopsida; Poales; Poaceae
Gene: mbd106
Product: methyl binding domain 106
Exons: 3
Coding region: 117-1403 (428 amino acids)
Molecular function (GO): DNA binding
Source: RefSeq, marked provisional